Tauraco erythrolophus (red-crested turaco) is the source of this 744-nucleotide messenger RNA. It is a transcript of the gene MEOX1, whose product is annotated as mesenchyme homeobox 1. Lineage: Eukaryota; Metazoa; Chordata; Aves; Musophagiformes; Musophagidae. Gene Ontology annotation, cellular component: nucleus. The record is from RefSeq and is a predicted model, not a curated record. Gene Ontology annotation, molecular function: RNA polymerase II cis-regulatory region sequence-specific DNA binding; DNA-binding transcription factor activity, RNA polymerase II-specific. Gene Ontology annotation, biological process: positive regulation of transcription by RNA polymerase II; somite development.
AUGGAUCCCACCAGCAGCAGCUGCAUGCGCAGUCCACAACCUCCUGCCCCACUUUGGGGGUGCCUGCGAAGCACCCAUGCGGAUGUCACCACAGCUUCGGGGCUGAACCAUUAUCCACCAGCACCGUUCUUCCAUCAAAAAUCAGAUUUUGCUACUUACUCCGAUUUCUCAACCUCCUGCCUGGUGACUGCUCCCCACAGCUUCCCACGUGAGGAGUGGGCAUUUGUGGAGCAGCACCCCUCUUUCCAACACUCUGACUGGCAUUUGGCAGCAACUGAGGCCAGAAGGCGACUAAAUCCAGGACUGGCCUUGGGUUCUGGGGAGUCAGAAGGCAGCAGUCCAAAUCUAGUGAGUGCAGCCGUGGGUAUGAAUGAAGAUGAAGAGGCACCAGUAAAUACUACAAAUGAGACUGAGAAAAAGUCGUCCAAAAGAAAAAAGGAAAACUCAGAAAACCAGAACUCAAGCAACAAGGCAGAAACAAGCAGCAAAUCACGGAAGGAAAGGACAGCUUUCACAAAGGAGCAGCUACGGGAGCUGGAAGCCGAAUUUGCCCACCAUAACUACUUGACGAGGCUCAGGAGAUAUGAGAUAGCUGUGAACCUGGAUCUCACCGAGAGACAAGUCAAAGUAUGGUUUCAAAACAGAAGGAUGAAGUGGAAACGUGUUAAAGGUGGUCAACCAGCGUCCCCACAUGAACAUGACACAGAAGAUGUGGACUCUGCAGCUUCCCCCAGCUCUGACUAG